This is a messenger RNA of Epinephelus lanceolatus (giant grouper), 2328 nucleotides long. The record is from RefSeq and is a predicted model, not a curated record. NCBI's taxonomy places the organism in Eukaryota, Metazoa, Chordata, Actinopteri, Perciformes, Serranidae.
UAGCAAUUGAAGAGGGAGGGAGAGAGCAAAAGUCACUGGCAGUGUUGAGGUCUUUGAAUCAACAGGUGGCAGAGGGAGAAACUUGCUGACGAAGAAAGAGAGUAGAGGAGGAGAAAGUUAAAGAAAACCCUCAAGGCCAUGACCACGAGACUCCUGUGGAGGGCCCUGUGCCUACUUGUUCUACUCUGCAUUGUGUCAAACUUCAGCUUCGCCACCACUCACCAAGACCCCUCAGCCCCAGAGCAGGGAGUCACCUUCAGCCACGUCUAUAAAAUUGACAUCCCGGGGAGCUCCAGUUGUAAACUUGAGCACCUGUCAGACCAGGAUGAAACAGGUCUGCAGACAGAGACUACUACAAAUGGAGAGAAUGACAUCAUCUUCAGACACAACAUCAAGCUGCAGACACCAAAGUGCGACUGUGAGGACUCGGAGAGCUUCAAGUCACUCUUGUACAGGGUCAACGGGCUGGAGGAGGAGGUCAACUACCUAAAGACCCAGUGUACUCAGGGAUGCUGUGGAGGCCAUGGGGCUGCAGGUGUGGACACAAGCUGUAGUGGCCAUGGUACCUACCAGCAGGACACCUGCAGCUGCCUGUGUAACCCAGGUUGGGAAGGCCCAGACUGCUCAGUGUCCUCCUGCCCAGAUGAGUGCAAUGACAACGGCCGGUGCGUGGAUGGAAAGUGUGUGUGCCACCAGGGCUACACAGGGGAGGACUGCAGCCAGCUCCUGUGUCCAGACAACUGCAACGACAAGGGACAAUGCGUGGAUGGAAAAUGCGUGUGUUUCCCGCACUUCACCGGUGAGGACUGCAGCAUCCAGAAGUGUCCCAAUGACUGCGUGGGUAACGGCCAGUGUGUGGAUGGCCAGUGCAUCUGUGAAGAAGGCUUUUAUGGCGAAGACUGUUCAUUAGUCUUCGGCCCUCAGGGUCUGCGGUUGGUCCAGCUGACCGACGUCUCCCUCCUGGUUGAGUGGGAUUCAGUUCGUGCAGCAGAGUAUUACAUUUUGACAUAUAAUCCCAAAGAUGAUGAGAGACUCCUGGAGCAAAUCCGGGUUCCCAACACAGAGAACUCCUACCUCAUCACAGGACUGGAACCUGGGAUCACAUACAUUGUCAAGGUGUAUGCUGUCGUUAAAGAAAUCCAAAGCGAAGCAGACAAGAUUGAAGCAACCACAGAUGUCUCUGCCAUCGAUGGCAUCAGAGUUAUUGGCCAGACAGAAGUCUCUAUUCAGGUGGACUGGAAGAACCCAUCAGCUGAGGUGGAUCACUUCAGGCUCACACACACUGACCCGGCUGGACAGGAGGAGGAGCUGAAUGUACAGAGGAGUCAAGAGGCACGCACAAAGCACACUAUUGCCGGUCUGUUUCCAGGAACAGAAUACCAGAUCUCUGUGCAGGCCAUCAAAGGAACCACUGAAGGAAAGCCUUCCACUGUCACUGGUGCAACAGACAUUGACGCUCCGACCAACCUGAUCACGACUGAAGUAACAGAGGACACUGCAACAGUUUCGUGGGAUCGUGUCCAGGCAGAUAUAGAGGGCUACAUGUUGAGCUACACCUCUGCUGAGGGCUCCAGCUCUGAGAUCCCCGUAGGACGUGACAGAACCUCGUACAGGCUGGUUGGCUUGAGGCCUGGAGUUCUCCACACUGUCUACAUCUGGGCCUAUAAGGGAGACAAAGUCAGCAGUAAGGGCUCAACAGAGGCUGAAACAGAGCUGGACGCUCCUACUAACGUCUUGGCCCAAGAUGAAACAGAGUCCAGCUUCAGGGUGUCCUGGGAUCACACCCAGGCAGAAAUUGAUGGCUACGUCCUAACCUACAGCUCCUCUGAGGGCUCAAGUGAGGAAAUCCCGGUCGGGUUUGACAGCACUUCAUAUGUGCUGACUGGCCUGAGGCCUGGUGUCCCCUACACUGUCUACAUCUGGGCCAUCAAGGGAGAUUUGGUGGUAACAUCAGAGUCUACUAAGCAAGUGGUUCUACUGGAACUGACUAUCCCCUGGGAGGACCGGAACGAAGAAGCCAAUGAGUGUAAGAGGGCUAAAUAUGCAGAGCUCAUCGCAGAGUGCUGGAGCAACGGAUGGAAAGCCCGCUGCGAGCCAGUUGAAGUCGGGUGCCGAGGCUUUGCUGGACACUCACUCCAGAGAACUUUGAAGCUUCUUGGUGUAAGAGGACUGCAGUUAAGGAGAGCCACUAAGAACAUCCUUGAGGCUGCUGAAAAGGCCUCACAGUGGCUGUGGAUCCGUAGGGGGGAUCCGUGGAAGAACGUGCCACUUGGACACGAGUCGGGGACUGAUCACCCUUGGCUGGGUUGCCCGGGCGAGGGUGUCUGA